AUGCCCGACAAAACCAUCCUCAUCACAGGCUGUUCAAAAGGUGGCCUCGGCCACGCCCUAGCGGUGGAAUGUCAACGUCGUGGGAUGACCGUCUUCGCCACGGCACGCACCCUUUCCAAAAUGUCCGACCUCAAGAACCUCCCCAACACGACCCUAUUGUCUCUGGACGUCACAUCGCCGACUUCAGUCGCCGACGCGGUGGAUAAAAUCACCACCGCAACUGGCGGCAAACUCGACUACCUCCUCAACAACUCUGGUCAAAACAUCAUCCUUCCAGCGUUGGACCUGGACAUUGACGAAGGAAAGAAGAUGUUCGACGUGAACUUCUGGGGGGUGCUGCGUAUGAUCCAAGCAUUCGCGCCGUUGUUGAUUGAAGCCAAGGGCACAGUUGUGAAUAUAGGGAGUAUCGUUGCUUAUUUACAUACUCCAUACACUGCUGUCUACAACGCGUCCAAAGCAGCAGUACACAUGCUCUCCGACACGCUCCGUCUCGAACUGGCCCCGCUGAACGUCAAAAUCCUCACUGUCGUAACUGGAUCCGUCAAGACGCAAAUCCACCAAAACUCGCCUAGACUCUCCUUGCCCCAAACGUCGCGAUACCUCGCUGUAUCCUCGCACCUGGAGAAACGGUGGAACGACGAGAUCGACUACGAUCCCAGUUCACCCGAGGACUUGGCGAGGAAAGUCGUGGGUGACGUCCUUGGUGGUUCGACGGGGAAGAUUUGGAGAGGAAGACACGCGAGUGAAACGAGAUGGGUGAGAUUUUUUAUGCCGUUGCCGCUUCAGGACAUGAUCUUGACCAACGGAACCGAUCUGGAUAAAGUCGGAAAAAUGUGA
Molecule: messenger RNA, 837 nt
Organism: Exophiala spinifera
Lineage: Eukaryota; Fungi; Ascomycota; Eurotiomycetes; Chaetothyriales; Herpotrichiellaceae
Exons: 3
Coding region: 1-837 (278 amino acids)
Biological process (GO): phosphatidic acid biosynthetic process; triglyceride catabolic process
Cellular component (GO): lipid droplet; endoplasmic reticulum
Molecular function (GO): triacylglycerol lipase activity; acylglycerone-phosphate reductase (NADP+) activity
Source: RefSeq, a predicted model, not a curated record